This is a messenger RNA of Trematomus bernacchii (emerald rockcod), 1058 nucleotides long. RefSeq names its product beta-1,4 N-acetylgalactosaminyltransferase 1-like. Lineage: Eukaryota; Metazoa; Chordata; Actinopteri; Perciformes; Nototheniidae. Gene Ontology annotation, biological process: UDP-N-acetylglucosamine metabolic process; UDP-N-acetylgalactosamine metabolic process. The coding region runs from base 48 to 1058 and encodes 336 amino acids. The transcript has 10 exons. The record is from RefSeq and is a predicted model, not a curated record.
AUACAACCCAUAAUGUUCUAAAAGGAGUCUUCAAACAACGUAGUCCAAUGCCUCCACAAACAAAGAGAUUGCUGCCACCGAGACAUCUUCCCCCACCUGGUCCUUGCACAUGUGCCAAAUCUGCAAUAAUCCUUAAAAACUCUCUGUUUGAUGCUGAGUCUGAGGAGGUGGAGCAACGCCGACAUAAGGAGUUCCAACAACACAAAGCCAGGACUGAGUCAGUGUUAUCCACACGGCUGUAUGCUCCGUCUAACUCUCCCCUGCAGUACCCUAUCCAGGGUUUCAAAGUACGACCUAUGACCUCCACCUUCAUCCCAGGUCUAGCACUGCAUGCACGACAAAGAAGCAACUACACGGUUGGUGUGAUCCCACAGAUACAGCUGAUCUACAGAGAAACCUGGGAUAGUGUGUGUCGACUCUAUGUCUUUUUGGAAGUGUCCAAAGGAGUCCUGAAAACAGUGAUUCCAGCUGGAGGAGCACAGGUCCAUGGUAAUGGUGAGAGCCGACUGAUGAUGGAGUCCAGCAGCCUGGAGACCCUCAAUGAGCUGCUGGCUGAUGUGACCUAUACCAGCACUGUUUACCACAUACACACCGGAGACCUCGCAUCCUUCCAGUUUGAAGACCAUGAAGGUGUGUUUCCCAUUACCAUCAAACAGCCUCAACCUCCAGUCCUGUACGACAUGGGAACAGAUAUCAACUCUCAAGUCACCAUCACCACAAAGACGUUCCUGCGCUACCCAGAACUCAAUCGGUUGUUGAAAAGCAUCCGGCAGUUCUAUAAAGACAUAGAAGUCAUCAUCGCAGAUGACAGCUUUGUAACAGAGAACAUUACUGGUGGAGAUCAUACCAAACAUUUCAUCAUGCCUCCAGCACAGGGCUGGUUUGCUGGCAGGAACCUGGCGGUCUCCCAGGUCACCACCAAGUACUUCCUGUGGGUGGACGAUGACUUCCAGUUUACCAAGUGGACGAAUAUCGAAGAGAUGGUGAGAGUGAUGGAGGCGAACCCUGAACUCGACGUGGUAAGUCAAAUAAUCUGUCGCCAUGGCAACUGCAUAUGA